Messenger RNA from Etheostoma spectabile (orangethroat darter), 990 nucleotides. It is a transcript of the gene her11, whose product is annotated as hairy-related 11. The transcript has 4 exons. NCBI's taxonomy places the organism in Eukaryota, Metazoa, Chordata, Actinopteri, Perciformes, Percidae. Bases 31 to 909 code for a protein of 292 amino acids. The record is from RefSeq and is a predicted model, not a curated record. Gene Ontology annotation, molecular function: protein dimerization activity.
UGUCAGGACGUCUGGACCCACCACUGCAACAUGACCAGGAAACUCCAAAACCCGAGUCUGGAAGACGGCAAGAGAACAAGGGUUCUGAAACCAGUCGUGGAAAAAAAGAGAAGAGACCGAAUAAAUCAAAGUCUGGCUGAACUGAGGAGUUUGCUGUUGAAUCAUACGUCUGAUCCCCGGCUGCAGAACCCUAAAAUAGAGAAAGCAGAGAUCCUGGACUUGGCUGUGGAGUAUGUUCAGAAGCUGACAGGUGGGAAGACGCUGAGAAAGGACUCUACUGACGGUCACGUGAAGACUCCUGUGGUGAGCCUUCAUCGUCCAGAGUCCAGUGCUCCUUCUCUUUUUGCCAUGGAGAGUGCAGGCUUUCAGCAGUGUGUGGCCCAGCUGAGCAGCUACAUGCACAAAAUCCCUCCAGCCCAGAGGACCAAGCUGCUCGAGGGGUUAAAACAUCACACAGAGAGCCAGCAGCCAAACACCAUGAACCCAGACUCCAACCACAGACUGACUGACACUGACACGGCCAAAGGACCACAUGGAAUAUGCGUGGAUGCCAUUUGCACAUCUGAGAGGAAGUUCCCAUCUUGCUCCCCAUUUCAGCCUCACUCUUGCUCCACACCGUGUCACGACUACCUGUCCCCUCCUCCCUCUCCCUGGCUCUCUCCUUCUUUUUCCACAUAUGUCGCCUCUCCUCCUUUCCCGUCAUUUACCUCUCACUUCUCCUUCCCCCCCAGUCUGUCACCUCUGUCUUCCAACACCUCCUUCUUUAGUUUCUCGCCGCCAGCUCCUCACACUGGCCCUCCUGGCCUCCACUGCCCCCCUCUCCUCACACUGAGGUCCCCUACCCACCCCGCACAGAGGGAGGGGUCGCCAACAAACUCUUCUUCACAGAUGUGGAGACCUUGGUUUUGAUGAGGUGGGGUCAGAGACUGAAACUGAGAUCAGCAGAGCCACCCAGUGGGAACCAGCUGUAAUCGUCUGUGGAGAGGAUGA